AACGGGUGACAUGAGCAUGAAACAUGGCGGUAGUUAUGCUCCCUAAUGAUUGGAUCAAAAACUGGGAAAAAUCGGGGAAACAUGAUUUUAUACAGUUGUGUCAGAACAUUACAGAGACAACAGAUCAUGAUCGUACAACACAAGAUCUCCAGACAGUGCUGUAUGAACUGUGUGUGCACAUGGUUAAGGGCAGCCUACAGCUGGACUUUGCCAGCAGAGCUCUCAGUGAUGUCAUAGAACUGCAAGCAGACAUGUCAUCUAUUUUAGCGGACGUGCUUAGCAUUCUAGAUAUAGAGACGAGUGCUGUGGAGGAGAAAGAGCAGAGAGAGCGCUACAUCCAGCUGGUUGGAGCUUGCCUGCUCUUUAUGCCGGAGGUGCUCCUGAAGGAACGUUUGGAUGCUGAGACUCUGGAGGCAGUUGGGCUCAUUAAACAGGCUCAUCAGUUCAACCAGAAAAGUGUCAAGAUUAAAACCAAACUAUUUUAUAAGCAGCAGAAGUUUAAUCUGUUGCGGGAAGAGAACGAGGGCUAUGCCAAACUCAUCACUGAACUAGGUCAGGACCUCUCAGGCAACAUGAGCAGUCAGCUUCUCCUGCCUAGCGUCCAAUCACUCAUCGGUUAUUUUAAUCUGGACCCAAACCGGGUGCUGGACGUGAUCCUAGGCGUGUUUGAGUGCCGCUGGGACCAGGCCGAUUUUUUCCUGCCCCUCAUCAAGUCGUAUGCCUGUGAACCUCACACACUCUGUCACAUCCUGGGCUUCAAAUUCCAUUUCUACCAGGAGCCGAGCGAAUCCACUCCCUCCUCUCUGUACCAGAUAGCGGCGGUCCUGCUUCAGCACAAGCUCGUCCAGUUGGAAGAGCUCUACGUACACUUGACGCCUGCAGACUCUUCCAUUGUCGAGCAGCAUAAACGCUGGACGGCAGAAGCCAAACAGGCCGCACGCAGACUCACCACCGUAGUGCUGCCAUCUGAGAAAAACGACGACAAAGACAAAGAAAAGGAGAGAGAGGAGGAGAAGAGCGAAAAGGUUCUUGAUAAUCAGAAGUUGGGUUUGUUGGAGGCUCUGUUGCGUGUGGGCGAUUGGCACCAUGCCCGCAGUGUGAUGGAUCAGAUGCCCGCUUUCUAUGCCACAUCACACAAACCAGUGGCUAUUGCACUCUGCCAACUCAUACACACCACCAUUGAACCAUUGUACCGCAGGGUCGGGAUGCCCAAAGGGGCCAAAGGUGCUGUGUUUAAGGCCCUGCGUGUGCCCGGUGCCCCGUGCCAGGCCGUGGCGUUUGAGGAUCUGAGGAGAGAUGUGUUCUGCAUGCUGGGUUACCUGGGUCCUCAGCUGUCACACGAGCCUGUUCUCUAUGCCAAGCUGGUCCGCCUGGGCAAAGCCUUCAUGAGAGAGUACCAGCAUGAAAGCAACCCUGAUACAAAGGCCAAGAUGGACCCUUUGCUGAGCUGUUGGCUGAGCAUUACAGAUCAGGUCCUUCUGCCCUCUCUGUCUCUGAUGGAGGCCAAUGCCUGCAUGUCUGAGGAGCUCUGGGGACUCUUCAAACUGUUCCCUUACCAACACAGGUAUCGUCUGUAUGGACAGUGGAAAAAUGAGUCGUACAAUAACCAUCCUCAGCUUGUCAAAGUCAAAGCUCAGACUGUGGACAGAGCCCGAUACUUCAUGAAGCGUUUGACUAAGGAGAACGUGAAGCAGUCUGGGAGACAGAUUGGGAAGCUGAGUCACAGUAAUCCCACCGUCCUCUUUGAUUACGUGCUGUCUCAGAUUCAGUGGUAUGAUAAUCUGAUCUCUCCAGUGGUCGACUCUCUGAAGUAUCUCACCUCUCUCAGCUAUGAUGCUCUUGCAUAUUGCAUCAUCGAGGCACUGGCCAAUCCAGAGAAAGAGAGGAUGAAACAUGAUGACACCACAAUUUCCUCCUGGUUACAGAGUUUGGCCAGUCUCUGUGGGGCAGUGUUCAGGAAGUACCCAAUAGAGUUGGCUGGCCUCUUACAGUAUGUGACCAAUCAGCUCAAAGCUGGCAAGAGUUUCGACCUGCUGAUCCUAAAGGAAGUAGUGCAGAAGAUGUCUGGGAUUGAGAUUACGGAUGAUAUGACCUCAGAGCAGCUGGAGGCCAUGACAGGAGGAGAUUUACUCAGAGCAGAGGGAGGGUACUUUGGUCAGGUGAGGAACAUGAAGAAGCCAUCCCAGCGUCUGAAGGAGGCUCUGCUGGAACAUGACUUGGCUCUGCCUCUCUGUCUGCUCAUGGCCCAGCAGAGACACGGAGUGGUCUUCUCCGAGAGCCAGCACAAACACCUUAAACUAGUGGGCAAGCUGUACGACCAGUGCCAUGACACACUGGUACAGUUUGGGGGAUUCCUGGCCUCUAACCUGAGCACUGAUGAUUACGUGAGACGCGUUCCCUCCAUAGACGUGCUCUGUAAACUCUACCACACACCUCACGACGCUGCCUUCUUCCUCUCUAGACCUAUGUACUCACAUCACAUACAGUCUAAGUUUGAGGAGCUGAAGCGUGCAGACAAAGGCAGCCGCGGCCAGCAGAAGCUCCAGAAAUACGUCAGCGCCUGUGAGAUGGUGAUGUCACCUGUCCACGAGGCCGUAAUGUCGCUGCACCCGCCUCGCGUUUGGGACGACCUCAGACCCCAGUUUUACGUCACGUUCUGGUCGCUCAGUAUGUAUGAUCUCGCCGUGCCGCACGACGCCUACGAGCGAGAGGUCAACAAGCUGAAGAGUCAGGUCAAAGCCCUGGAAGACAACACUGACAUGCCACUGAAUAAAAAGAAGAAGGAGAAGGAGCGGUGCACAGCUCUACAGGACAAACUGCAGGAGGAGGAGAGGAAGCAGCUGGAGCACGUCCAGAGAGUCUUACACAGACUCAAACUAGAGAAAGACAACUGGCUAUUCGCAAAGUCCACAAAGAAUGAGGUGAUCACAAAGUUCCUGCAGCUGUGUGUGUUUCCACGGUGUGUGUUUUCAGCGAGCGAUGCUGUGUAUUGCGCUCGGUUCAUAGAGCUUGCCCACCAGCAGAAAACACCCAACUUCUGCACCCUGCUCUGCUAUGACCGGGUGUUCUCUGACAUCACUUUCACUGUUGCAAGCUGCACAGAGAACGAGUCUCGUCGGUACGGGCGAUUUCUCUGCAGCAUGCUGGAAACCGUCACACGCUGGCACAGUGACCGAGCCAUCUACGAGAAGGAGUGUGGGAAUUACCCAGGAUUCCUGACCAUAUUCCGUGCCUCAGGAUUUGAUGGUGGAAAUAAAGCCGACCAGUUGGACUAUGAGAACUUCAGACAUGUGGUCCAUAAGUGGCACUACAAACUAACCAAGGCGUCCGUACACUGUCUGGAGACGGGCGAAUACACACACAUCCGGAACAUUCUGAUGGUGUUGACAAAGAUCCUGCCGUUCUAUCCCAAAGUGCUGAACCUGGGCCAGGCACUGGAGGUUCGGGUGCAGCGGAUCUGCCAGGAGGAGAAAGAGAGGAGACCAGACCUCUAUGCUCUCGCCAUGGGAUACUAUGGGCAGAUGAAGAGCAGGAAAAUGCACAUGGUUCCUGAGAGUGAGUUUCACCAGAAGGACGUGCCCGUGCGGGGGAACACGCCGGCCCAGCAGAACGGCCCUGGUGCUGCUGCACCUGCCAAACCAGCCACCAGUGCCAGCCAGGACACACCCCCCAGCCACACAGACAACUCUAAAGAAAAGGCCCAGACACCAGCAAAAUCAUCGAAUAAAACCAGCACCAGUGCAGCCAAAGCCCACACCAGCAACGGAGUUUCCAGCAGCACGAAGACUGCCAAGGAGAAAGAUGAGAGUGAGCAUCCUGCAAAAGAGAAGAAAGAAAGGGAGAGAGCAGUGACCAGCAGCACUCCAGAGAGGAAAGGAGAGAGGAAGGAGAGGACAAAGGGAUCGCCCAAGGAGCAGGAGUCACGGAGGAGUGCCACACCCGGAAGAAACACUGCAUCUACUGACUCUGAGAGAGAGCCCAAAAGACGCAGACUGGAUGCACCCUCUCCUCCCCUCUCGUCCCCGGUAAAGGUUAGUAUGGCUUGAUCGACGCUGUGCCUGUUUUCCUGCCUACUCCCACCGGAACAUUUCCCAAGGGAUCCAAAUCGAUCUGGAGGGUUUGCACAGAUUCUUCAGUGUUCCCUUGGUUCAUGGAAGGUUCUGAGGAAUUCCGGAUUGUUCAAGCGAAUUUUGGAGAGCUUUGUGGGAUGCUAGAAGUUCUGGAGAAUUCUGAAGCAUUGUUAAUAUUCAAGGCAACUCAACCUGUUGGAGAGUUUAUGCCACAGGGAGAAUUUUGAAGUGUUAAAGUCCAGUCCACAUUAGCUUAAAUUUUUUGGAAAUUCUCUUAUCAAGGAUGUCAGUCACGGACUUUGUUUUACAUAGUGUAGUUUGAAUUGAAUGCCAGUUAUUUGGAAGUCAAAUGAAGUACCUCAAGAUUUUUGGAUGGUUUUUUUUUCUUUCUUUUUUUGACUUUUUUACAUGGGGCCCUGUUUUUUGGAGUGCACUGUUUGCUUAAAGCAAGAUUUUUGUCAGUUGGAAUUUUUCUAUAUAAGCUAAAGAAUUGAUCACAUGCACUGGUUUGAUUUGUACCCACUACUUUGUUUUGUAUGUUUUUUUGGAGCAUGAGAAAUGGGCUUU
Molecule: messenger RNA, 4637 nt
Organism: Chanos chanos (milkfish)
Lineage: Eukaryota; Metazoa; Chordata; Actinopteri; Gonorynchiformes; Chanidae
Product: THO complex subunit 2
Exons: 32
Coding region: 24-4046 (1340 amino acids)
Biological process (GO): mRNA export from nucleus; mRNA processing
Cellular component (GO): THO complex part of transcription export complex
Molecular function (GO): mRNA binding
Source: RefSeq, a predicted model, not a curated record